CCACUGCAACUCUGCAAGAAGCAGUGGGAAGAAAAGAAAAGGGCGAGCCUGCAAGAGAUAGCACCUAGCUCAGAACAAUGGCUCCCCGUGCAAGAACCAGAAAGAGGUCAACAAGAAUGGACGCCGCGGUUGAUGCGAUGGGAAAUCUAGGUUUCGAUGCCGAUGUCGUUACUCGAGUUGUGAGAGAGCUUCUGGAUAUAUACGGAGGAGAUGAAGCUUGGCCGUUCAUUGAGGAGUAUGGAUACAAGGAGCUCAUAGAUGCAGUUCUUCGCGAUUCCGAGACUUCAAAAGAUGAAAACUUGGAACAGGUAUGCUCAGGAGCUGGUGAUUUUGCACCAGAAGUAGAGAACAGUAUUGUUGUGAAAUCACCGUCAUCAAGCGUCGUCUGCGCUAAUGUUACCAGCACAGGUUAUCAAGUUAGCCUGUUUUCUUGCCUUUUUUUGCUACACCAGGAACUUUAAUAUGCAAUUUUCUUCAAAUUAAGGGACGAAUGCAUACAUUUGUUUUAUUCCUGGCCUAUAUGCUUAGAUUUGGAUUAUAUAUACUUAUUUUCAGUCUUCCAAACUGUAAAAUGAAUGUGAACUUUAUAUGGAAGCCAUUGCUGUUUGGUAAGGGUUAUUUGGCUGAAAUGACUAAACCCCUUGAUUUUUCAUGAAAGUAAUAGGUUUGAAAACCCGGGAAGAUGGACUCUAAAAUACACGAAAAUUGGCAACCGUUUGAAUUUGGCAUUAUAGGGGAAAAAAUAUGUUUUGUAGGAGAUAUGCUUCUGGCCAUUGAAGAUGUAAAUGGUUCAAAAGAAGCCGAGUACGAUAGCGACGAAAUGACCUUGAUUAGGAGAAAGAGAUCCAAAGAUACCUCCAAUUCUAGCAGGACUGAGAUUGCCAAAAACGCCCCCAACGUGUUGGCCUCCUCCCUCCCUUCUUCAAGGAUUCUCAAGAAACCUCAUUCUGUCACUGUGAAGCCAUCCUGUGAAAAGAAUCCGGGUAACACGUCUUCUUCGCGGGCCCCACCUGCUCUUCUUCCGCAGAAUUCUCCAGAACCGGUUACUCCUCGCCCGCCGGCAAGGCGCUGGCCUUGUUAUGGCUGGAUUGAGAGUGACGACGAGGAUGAACCCGAACUCGUGUAUUUUCCACCGGUGGGGCCCGCCGACCGUCCAUCGCGGUUUUCUUAUUUCAAGACUGGAACCAACAAUGAGGGGAGGCGGCCUUCAAGGUGGGAUCAAAAACCAGAAACAGCCUGAUCUGACCGGGUGCCUCCUUCACUACCCAAUUAAGUAUGAACACUAACUAUUGUAAGUAAAUGUAAGAGUGUUGCUAUAUCCACCCUGUUUUGGCUAUAUCACUUCAUUCAUUAAUGCUAAGUAGGAAACAGAGAAUUUUGAUGCAAGGGCACUUGAAGGGGCAAAAUUGUCUAUUUGACAUGAAAAGAGUUGAUAGAGCCAAAAUGGAGUGGAUAUAACAACACCAUAAAUCUACUGCUUUUCUAGAGUUAAUAG
Cuscuta campestris is the source of this 1495-nucleotide messenger RNA. NCBI's taxonomy places the organism in Eukaryota, Viridiplantae, Streptophyta, Magnoliopsida, Solanales, Convolvulaceae. The record is from the annotation of a GenBank genome assembly.